CAUUAAUUGCAUGUCUGGCCUAGUUUGACAAUUUUUCAGUUCCAGUGGUUUGAUUUCAUUGCACAACACAUGAAAACAACAGAAGCAGUGGGGUGUUCUACUAUAUUUGCACACUGCUGUACCUUCAAUCAAGUAGAUUAUUUCAGUGAUCAGGAGCAAGGGAUUUGAUAUUAAAUCGAUUGUUCCUCUCUCAAAGCUGCACAAUUUCUAUUAGUAAACCUGCACACUCAGGUAUGACUUAUUCAUGCUGUAAUGGGAAGUGCAAUCAGUUCUUUCAAAGCACAUUUCCAGGUCCCUGAUUGUUCAAACUCCUGGUACCUGCACAUUUCAACAGUACACCUACACAAGGGAAGUUCUGAAACUCACAACUGGAAGCCCGUUUCAAGCCCUGGCAUGACUUUGUACAGUGGAAGUUGUGGAAUAUACAAUGAAGUUGCUAACAGUUGAAAAGUAUAAUGGAAAACUGCAAGCCUUGAGAUGUUAUUGGAUGUGGUUUUGUUCCAGUCCAGUAAUUGAAAAGCCUGGAUACAGUGUUAACAGAUCAACAGUGUCCUCAUGUCAGUGUUAACAGAUCAACAGUGUCCUCAUGUCAGUGUUAACAGAUCAACAGUGUCCUCAUGUCAGUGUUAACAGAUCAACAGUGUCCUCAUGUCAGCAUAAGCAAAAAGGUGUGGGUUUCUCCACUAAAGCAUUGAUUUGGUAUUUCCACAGUCUUGAAGACACACAUGAACAAUGUAACUCACGAUUUCUUUACAGACUCACACCGGACCCUCCUCCACACGGUUAUGUAGUAACUCACAGUCUCUAAACCAUUUUUGCAAGCUUGUCAACCUCGAACAACAUUUUGGACUCAAUAACCCACUAGACGAGGAGCCCCCAUUUGCAGAGACCACUCGCCCCCAUGAGAUCUAUAUUUGAGCUAUUUCAGAAUGCUCCUCAGUAAUCAAUACUCUCUGGUCUUGAAGCAGCUAACAUAACCCAAUACUUUCACCUUGAAUUUGCAAGCCCAACACUGAACUGGCACAGAGCAGGUGUUGCCCAGUCUUCUGUUGCUUGGUUACAAUCUGUUAGCAGACGAUAGUAUACAAGCAGGAUUGUUUGUAAAAUGCAACAUUGAUGCACCACAGCAGCACAGACUUAGCCCUGUAGCAAUCACAGUGGCUUCACAGAAUAUUUUAAGGGACCGUGUGAUGAACACCGUAUGAUUGUUUUGAUCAUCAGAAUUCUAAGGUAAAAAAAAACCCCUGCAGUGCCACGUUUUAAAGAAUGGAGAAGAUAGAUGUCACACAUUAAGAUGAAUACAAGACGACAGAGGCAUGGCUAGUGCUGCCUUCUGCGUAUCAUUUACUGUUUGAUCCUGGGAUUCGUGAACUUUUCUCAAGGGAAAUAAAAUGAAAAAGAACAGUGUUCCCCAUCACAUUCGAAAUUUUUCCCUGAACCAAGCUGGACCGAAGCUGGGCGAGGGGGGGGACCUUUCUUGGAGGGCGGUGGAGUGUGCAUCUCUUUGGAAAGACCCAGUCCCUCAGAAGAGACUGGAGGACCGGGUCAGCUCUGAAAAAGCAGGGGCCUGCCUUAGAGCUUCCCUGAACCCAGGCAGGCCUUGCAGGAUAACCAGCAAAGCCGUCUCCCAGUCACCUACAAGGCCAAGCCUGGACAGCAGCUCGGCCCUUCAGACUCAAAGGAAGGUCCGCAAGAUCUGCGUUGACCUUCGACCUGCCUUAGCAGCCGCCAACGAGCUGUGUGACUCUGAAGAGGUCAACAGGGAACCCACCGAGGGCGAGGGGGGGAAGCUGUCCUGGAAGGCAGUGGGGUGUACAGCUCUUUGGAAAGAAACAGCUCCUCAGAAGAGACUGGAGGACCGGGUCAGCAUUGAAAAAGCAGGGGCCUGCCUUAGAGCUUCCCUGAACCCAGGCAAGCCUGGCGGGACAAACAGCAAAGCCAUCUCCCAGUCACCUACAAGGCCAAGCCUGGACAGCAGCUCGGCCCUUCAGACUCAAAGGAAGGUCCGCAAGAUCUGCGUUGACCUUCGACCUACCUUAGCAGCCGCCACUGAGCUGUGUGACUCUGAAGAGGUCAACUGGGAGAGAGGGGUACCAAGGAUGAGCUACCCCAGAGCAGGGGCUGAAUCGCCUGACAAAGCAGCUUCUCAUCACAGCUUCAGUUCCGAGAGAGAGGAGGCUGUCCGGAUGCUCAGAGCAGCUUUGCCUCCUGUGGCAAGGCGGACUGCUUGCGUGCCGCUGGACCCCCCAGACACCGGGAUCCGCCCCUUUGUAGGCUUGGUUAGUGUCUCAGGGGACGGCACCCUGGCCAGCUCCUCCAAUCACAGCCUGGCUCCCAAGUCACCAGUUUCCUUUCCAAAGAUUAUCCUGAAGCAAAGCAACCAGCAAACCAAAAAGAUCACAGAAACAAAGCAGGCUGUGUCACUUCCCCUCGCCCCAGUCUCUCUGAAGCAGCUGUUGGGGCGAGUGCAGAACCCCCCCUCCAGCACAGACCACCUCCUCCUGGCCGGGGUUCUGCGCGCACUUCGGGAGGCGCUCUGGAACCCAGCGCUGCCCCAAGAAGCAGCCCAUACAGCGGAAUCAGCCAGCCCAUUUCAGACAGAGCUGAGUAGAAAGGGCUAUCCCUACCACGGAACAAAAUCCCCUCUGGAGACUACAGCCAAACCCGAGGCUGCUGCGCAGGGACCCGCUGGGAAACCAGCGGCUGUCAAAUUCAAUCUGUACAAGAGGAUUCCUGCAGGGAGAACAGUACAAGCACAGAGCCUCAUUUAAAAGGAGCACGAGCAAGGUUUUGAAAUCCAUUCGCUUAUUAGCACUUGCAAUAUUGUCACUAAUAUCUCUUCUGUUGAAAAUAUUUUGGUUCUUUGCCUGUGUUUUAUACUUUGUGACAUAAAGAAGUUGUUUACAGCAAGUGUAAUAGGAUAACCAGUGGGGUUGUAAUCCGAAUGAGAAACCUGUCAAUUGUGACAUUAUUCUUGUUGUGUUCUUGUAUACAGAGCAGAACAUCAGCAACACCUUCAUCUGAUUUGUUGCAUUAUACUACUAAUCAGACAUGUUGAAACUCCACUAAAUAAACAAUGUAUAACUUGCUUUCAAAAGCAGGGGAUUUCUAUUUAAAGACAAGUAUAACUUGCUUUCUGUAUUCAGCUUGCUUACAUUUGCAACGUGAAUAGAUAGGCUAUCAAACAGGCUGAAUACACCCAGUUCAGUUGUUAUCCAGAGUCCCACCAGUUACACAGAUUUAAGGAUCUCAAAGCUCUAGAGACGCCUUCAGGUUUGCAUAAAAUAAGUGAUCAAAGAUUGCAUAUCUCUCAGUUAACAGGCAGUUAAAAUAGAUUCCCAGUUUGCAAUUGGGAGUUAUUUUGAGGGGUGGAAAGUAAUGAAAUCGAACAUCUAACAGGAGGAAAAUCUACCCAGGACUGGCCGAGCAUCUACAGAGGACUGUAAACAAAAAACACGAGUCUUGUUUAGAAAGGUAUUAUUAAGUACAGGGUAUUAAUGCUUGUGACAGGGUAGCCAUCUGCCAUGUGGGUGCGUGCAUUCGCUGCGGAGUGACAGGCAGGAGAUCAAGACUGAAGUUGAAGUUGAUACGCCCCCCGCAGGCGAACAGGAUUUAUUUAUAUUUCAAGUCAACACACUGAACAGCUCACGUGACACUACCAGCAAUGGUAGCACACGGAGUACAUACAACACAGUGUACAAAAACUUUGGUGGGAUCUACAAUCUCUGAACUAAUCUUCUCCGUUCAAUAAUAAACGAACUCCGACUAUGCGCCCGGCUGUCAGUGGUUUCGACUUGCUUUCUCACUCUUCGGUAUCCAACCCUGGUUCUGGUUCUCUCUCACUCACACACACACUGUGCUGAAGAGCUUGAUCAUGGUGGUGAAACAGUUAGGGCGGAUACAUGACGGAUUACUGUAAUAAAUAUCAACAGCAAUUCUGGUCUUGAAACAUUUUCAAACAUGGUUUUGAUUUUUGAAUUGCAAAGUUGGCCCUUCCAGUCUGUUCCAAUCCUGAUCUAAAUUGUUUAAAUGAACCAAUUAAACCUCCACGCAAACGAUAGCGUCGUUCAUGAUCUCAUGUUGCCUGUUAAACGUGGAGUGGAGUGGCCCUCUAGGACUAUGAUUGAACACUCCUGUUCUAAUGUAAUGCAUUUCAUUUUAACAGGUUUUCUGAUCCAGUCAGUAUUGUGAAAUCGGGAUGGAUAUAUAUUGCCUGCAGCACAUAAAGCAAAUCUUGCCAUUCUUUUGUAUACAUUCGCUGACUAAUGAUAAUGAUAAAAUAUCUUGCAUGUAACAAAUCUCAAAUGGGGAUGCUUUAUCAAUACAGGGAUACCUUGAUAUUUAGUGAGCAAGGAGUCCGAGCAUCCAGUACCAACCCUACCCCAUCUCUGACUUCACUAGAGCAUCCUGUACCAACCAUACCCCAUCUCUGACUUCACUAGAGCAUCCUGUACCAACCCUACCCCAUCUCUGACUUCACUAGAGCACCAGAGAAGCACUUUUUAAACACUCACUUUGGGCCACAUUUAUCAGAGUCUUUAUGCAAAAAUGCAUUUUAUAUUGUUUUCUUAAACUAAACUAGUAAAAACAUUGCAGAAGUUUGCAUGAGUUGUUAAUUACUACUUUUGUAACAUUAAAUGCGUGAUUUGGUGCAGAUGUCGUUUCUGUGGAAAGACAUUGAUAAAUCUGGCCUUGUACCUUCAUUAAAUGGAACAGAUUGCCCUUUGUUUCCAGUGCAUACCCCAGUGUCCUCCUGUCUACAGUACAUGCUGGACCGUGUGCUGGAGUGAGCUGUAGAUCGCUUGUUUUUUGUGCAUCAGUUUGUACUUGGUAGGGUCUGGAGCAAAAAUGUUGGGCUUGAAGUAAAUCUGAUAGUUUGUAUCAGAGUAUUUGACAAAUGAAUCCACCAGGGUCUUAAACAAUAGGACUAGACCCAAGGAAGAGGCAAAGCAAAUUUAAAAGCCAUUUUCUUGUCUCUCAUUACAAUUAUCAAGCUCAUUACAGCUUGCCUUUUUCCUGCAUUAGAUCUUUCAUUUGAAAUAUGCUGCUGCUUCCUAUUCACCUCAUCUGUUGUAGUUUAAAGUCAUGGGCAAGAAGCAGCAGUUUAUCUAUAGCAGUGGUUCCCAAACUGUGGUACCCUCAGGGUAUGCACGAUGUGUGUAGGGGGACAAAUUGUGUAAUGGUGAACUUUUUUUUUUUUUUUUUUUGCAUUUUCAUAAGACUUGUCAAACAAAGAUUUAAAACUCAUUGGGAAUUCCUUUUAAUUUCUGGUGUGAAAUGGCACGUGACGCUGGUUAGUUUCAGAAACAAAAAGAGCGGCUGUGCAGUGCCAGACAAUCACGCAGCUGCGGGACACUUGGGUUCACCGCCCUGGCAUGCACGUUUAUUACAAACCUCCAAGAGGUGCCAGUGAGAACAAAGAUAGAGAGACAAUGACGUAGAGAGCCCUCACCACCAAUCACCGUACAGCGUGAAUUAUACCCCCCUGGGGCCCCAGCCUUGAGUCAAUUUGUCAAUGAAAACACAAAUCCGCAAAUCAGAGCCAACAGAUUGUCUAUCUGGAGGCGGGGCGCAGAGCGAGCGCUCUGCCAAUAGGUCAGUGUUCCUGAGGUCAUGUGAUUGCUCUGCUGGCUGAUGUAAUCAACGGAUGGUAAAAUUCAGUAUUUAAAAAAAUGUCAUGCUUUUGGGAUAUUAAUUUGUUGCGUGUUCAUAGAAUGUUGUUUCUCUUAUGAGUUGUACUGAAUGCCUAUACCUACGAUUAAUACGUUUCUGUGACUAAUUUGAAGCUAUUAAUAGGUUUCAAUAUUAACUACAUCGAGUUAUUAAUCAAAUUGAUUAAUCUUGUUACAUCACUGAUUUAUUAAAAUGUUUGGCUGUUACUUGA
Molecule: messenger RNA, 5884 nt
Organism: Acipenser ruthenus (sterlet)
Lineage: Eukaryota; Metazoa; Chordata; Actinopteri; Acipenseriformes; Acipenseridae
Exons: 3
Coding region: 1392-2771 (459 amino acids)
Source: RefSeq, a predicted model, not a curated record